GGAUGCGAUGGACCACACAGAAAGAUUCAAAGGGAUUCUGAUGUCAAAGGCUAUGAGAGCUAUAUGCAAAGAAGAGGACUAUGCCUUCUUGAGAAGCUUGGAUGAGAAACGACACGUGGCAUCGGAUGAAAUCCAGGAUGUUCAGAAGGAACUGGAGGAAAGGCAUGAGAAACAGGUCCAGCGAAGGGAGUGUGGAGAAAAAGAGAGACAAAGAGAACUGGAAGAGAUGCAGAAGGAGAAGCAGGAGCAGUGGAGAAACCAGGCAGCCACAAGGGCAGCCGCACAGGAGAGAAACCUCAGAGAGAGAGCCGACCGGCUUAAGCAGUUUCGGGUCGAGAAUGCCGCGAGGCUGCUGGCCGUAGAGGAGCUCAAAGGAGGAGAACCCCGUUGA
This is a messenger RNA of Polyodon spathula (Mississippi paddlefish), 391 nucleotides long. RefSeq lists its product as uncharacterized. The record is from RefSeq and is a predicted model, not a curated record. The transcript is spliced from 5 exons. Bases 8 to 391 code for a protein of 127 amino acids. Lineage: Eukaryota; Metazoa; Chordata; Actinopteri; Acipenseriformes; Polyodontidae.